AUGUGGGUUUGUCACGAUUUUCGCUGUUGGCGCCACUGCUUGUCACCCUCACUCUGGUUCUUUUUCAUUUUGCACUGUCACUCCGGAAACAACUGUCACCCGAACAUCAACGAACGCCUCGCGACGAAAGUCGAACUUUCAACCGGAAUAAAACCUUCAAAGCGAGAAAAACACACAGAAUUAAAAAAUAGGGGUUUAUUUUUAGGCAAAACAGUCCCAUCAACGCAAAUGCCGCUGCAAAUGCAGACGAUAGUAGCCUUGAACGCUGUAGAGCCCAUGCAAGUCGACGCUCCCCCCGAAGACAACGACAACAAUGAAGAAGAAAGCUACAUUGUGGAAAACCCCUCCCUAGAUCUCGAAGUGUACGCCAACAGCUACUCGGGUUUAGCCAAACUGUCUCGAUUGAACUUCAUCAUAGACCAUUGCCCCUCUUUGCGACUAGAAGCCCUGAAAAUGGCAAUUUCGUACGUGAUGACCACCUACAACGUAAACUUGUAUCAAGUCUUGCACCAGAAACUAGCUGAAGUUACCACCGCCAUGAGCGUCCCUGAUGUGGCAGCCCCGUCGACUUCUCAGGAUAUCCCCGUCAUAGAUAACCUCUGGAUGGAGACCCGAUCGAAAAAGGCCGCCCUUAAGUUAGAAAAACUCGACAACGAUCUCAAAAACUACAAGUCUAACUCGAUCAAAGAGAGUAUUCGGAGGGGGCACGACGACCUAGGCGACCACUAUCUAGAUUGCGGCGAUUUAUCAAACGCCCUCAAAUGUUACUCACGGGCUAGAGAUUACUGCACUAGUGGCAAACACGUGGUCAAUAUGUGUCUAAAUGUGAUCAAAGUUUCAGUUUAUUUACAAAAUUGGUCCCACGUUUUGAGUUACGUAUCGAAAGCGGAAAGCACACCGGAUUUCACCGAAGCUCAAGCUAAAGACUCCAAUCAAGUAAUCGUUACUAAGUUGAAGUGUGCGGCAGGUUUGGCCGAACUGGCUACGAAAAAGUAUAAAUCGGCGGCUAAACACUUCCUUCAGGCGAAUUUAGACCACUGUGAUUUCCCAGAGUUGCUCUCGGCUAAUAAUGUCGCGAUGUAUGGGGGACUGUGCGCUUUGGCGACGUUCGACAGGCACGAGUUGCAGAAAAAUGUUAUUUUUAGCAGUUCUUUUAAAUUGUUCCUCGAGUUGGAACCUCAACUGCGCGACAUUAUUUUCAAGUUCUACGAAUCGAAGUACGCUUCUUGCUUGAAGUUGCUGGACGAAAUUAAGGAUAAUUUAUUGUUAGAUAUGUAUAUAGCGCCACAUAUUAACACUUUGUACACACAGAUACGGAAUAGGGCGCUUAUUCAGUACUUUAGCCCUUAUUUAUCGGCGGAUAUGCACAAGAUGGCGAUUGCGUUCAACAGGACAGUGCCGGCUUUAGAAGAUGAACUGAUGCAGUUGAUUUUGGAUGGGCAAAUCCAGGCCAGGAUUGAUUCACACAAUAAAAUUUUAUUUGCAAAGGAUGUUGAUCAGAGGAGUACCACUUUCGAGAGGAGUUUGUUGAUGGGGAAGGAGUACCAAAGGAGAACGAGGAUGCUGAUUUUGCGGGCGGCGGUUUUAAAAAGCAAAAUACACGUUAAGAGUCCGCAACGAGAUACAUCAGGACAAGCUGGAGAAGUGACCGUAGCCCCUGGGACUAGUAGCGUUUUGUCUGCACGAAAUUAAUUAUUGAUCAUAAUGUGGUACUUUUAUUGUAACAUUAUAAUAUCGUAUUCUGUGUUAAAUUAAAAAUAUGAAAACAUUUAAA
Zophobas morio is the source of this 1774-nucleotide messenger RNA. It is a transcript of the gene CSN1b, whose product is annotated as COP9 signalosome complex subunit 1. Bases 1 to 1692 code for a protein of 563 amino acids. The record is from RefSeq and is a predicted model, not a curated record. The transcript has 3 exons. Lineage: Eukaryota; Metazoa; Arthropoda; Insecta; Coleoptera; Tenebrionidae. Gene Ontology annotation, cellular component: COP9 signalosome.